Messenger RNA from Schizosaccharomyces octosporus yFS286, 1050 nucleotides. Its product is annotated as RecA family ATPase Rhp55. Gene Ontology annotation, cellular component: Rad51B-Rad51C-Rad51D-XRCC2 complex; Rad51C-XRCC3 complex; replication fork. The transcript is spliced from 2 exons. Gene Ontology annotation, biological process: meiotic DNA recombinase assembly; DNA repair; reciprocal meiotic recombination. Bases 1 to 1050 code for a protein of 349 amino acids. Gene Ontology annotation, molecular function: crossover junction DNA endonuclease activity; four-way junction DNA binding; ATP binding. The record is from RefSeq and is a predicted model, not a curated record. NCBI's taxonomy places the organism in Eukaryota, Fungi, Ascomycota, Schizosaccharomycetes, Schizosaccharomycetales, Schizosaccharomycetaceae.
AUGGUAUCUAGUCAACACCGUCUAAGUACGCAACCUGCAAUACGCGCGUACGAAGCGUUUUCUGCUCCUGGUUUUAGCUUUAAUUCAAAGCUAUUAAAUGAAGCUUUCGGUGGAACUGGGCUAAAACGAGGAUUUGUUUCUGAAAUAUGCGGUGCUCCUGGAAUGGGUAAAACAAGUCUUUCUUUAGUUCUCACAGCUAAUGCACUACUAUCAGGUACGAAAGUACUUUGGAUAGAGACGUGUCAUCCUAUUCCAUUGUCUCGUUUGCGAACUAUGCUGCAAAGUCAAGUCCCGUCUUCUCAGGAGGAAGAUAAUUUCAGCACGUUGGAUGAGUACUUACAACUCUUAGAUGUUUAUUAUGCUCCUUCUUUGGCAAACAUACUGGUAUAUUUGAAGACUUUCGACGAAGAUUCAAACCAAGAUGAUAUUGGUUUGAUCAUUAUCGAUAACUUGUCUAUGCCAAUUCAACUGGCUUUUCCUACUUGUCCAGAUGACUAUGCAUAUUUGAGGCAGCGUCGAAGUACCAACUCACGGAAGACCUCAAUGGAGUCCUUGGGUAAGGAAAACCUCGAUACCACGCUUGAGAAAGAAGUUACUUCCAAAGAGCUGAUUGAUCCGUUUUCCAAUUCCCAAACAAAUCUCAACAAACGAAAACGUGUUGUUGGAGAUAUCAGCUCUAUGCUAAGCAGAAUUUCAGCUGCAUACCAAAUAGCUAUACUUGUCACAACCCAAAUGACCUCAAAAGUAGUCUCCGGGAUGGGAGCAAAACUGAUUCCCUUUCUAAGCACCAACUGGCUUGAUAAGGUCUCUUCUCGCUUAGUUUUGUAUAGUCGACAUCCUAUGGAAAAUGACAACCUCGAUGGCGAAUUUGGAUCAACUAUCAAUUAUCAAUCACUACGUUAUGCUUACAUGGCAAAACAAUUGCCAGGUACCUCUGUUGAUUCUGAACUUCUAUUCUAUGUUACAGAGAAUGGAUUGAUGGAUUGUCGCAGCUUACCAAUAAACAAUUCACAACGAAGAAAACGUAGCUUAAUGGAGACAGACUUAUGA